Messenger RNA from Nelumbo nucifera (sacred lotus), 2482 nucleotides. RefSeq lists its product as uncharacterized. Gene Ontology annotation, molecular function: nucleic acid binding. The record is from RefSeq and is a predicted model, not a curated record. Lineage: Eukaryota; Viridiplantae; Streptophyta; Magnoliopsida; Proteales; Nelumbonaceae.
GUGGAAGGAAACGAAUUUCUAAUAUCUUAUGGAUUUAUGCUUCCUUUUCUUUAUACCAGCUUUGACAAGUACGUCUUCAUUCAUUCGUUGCUUUGCUCUUUUCUUUCUUUCUUUCUUGUCUUCAUCGUGUGUCGGGUUGGGUUCCUUACUUCCUUUAUAGGAAGCCCAGAGGACCGUGAAAUAAGAAAAGGAAAGAAAUCCGCGUUGUUUGGUUUCGUCGAUACUCGGUCUUCCAAACCCUAAUCUUGUUGUCAUCGUCGUCGCCGUCUCUGAUGGGAUUUUCUGUAAUUAGGGUUUGUCUUAUGGAGCCGGCCCUAAUUUCAUGUUCAUGACCCUUUCGAUUCUCAAACCCUAGAGUUUUCCGGCCAUGACGGGCUCUGCGGACGAUGCCGGGGCCUCUGAUUCAUGGGAAACGGCGGAUUUGGAGGAGAGCAUGAGCAGGUUGAGAGUCUCCUGCAGGAAGAAUUCAGCGACGCCACCACCGCAGGACUUCGCUGAUGAUCCUCCUGUUCCUCCUCCUGCUACUCCUGCUUUGUCAUCUUCUGCUUCGCCUUCGUCCGUUGGUUCUGAGAGGACUGCAGGGGUUUCGGAAGAUGUUAUCAAUCAGGUUGAUCAGUUUCUCAGGGAAGCUUUGCAAAACCCUCGUGAGCGUUUGUCGAUUCUGCGAAUGGAACAGGAUGUUGAGAAGUUCAUCCGUGACCCGACUCAACAGCAAAUGGAAUUCCAGCAGCUUCCUACUUCCUAUUUGCGCCUGGCAGCACAUCGUGUGGCUCAGCAUUAUUCCUUGCAGUCAAUGGUCAUAUUAGACAACAAUUUACCUGAUGGAUCUGGUUCCAGAAUUGUUGUUCGCAAGACUUCUGAGUGCCGGCGCCCUUUAAUUCGUCUGUCUGACAUUCCUGUAAACUUGCCACAGGAAGAUAGCAGUAGUGGCAUUAAAGUUGCAAUUAAACAAAGACCACAAAAGCGAUCUCAGACUGUCAACAGUGUAAAUCCACAUACAUCCAGGGCAAAUUUUUCAAAAAGUGUGGAAGAACGAAAAGAGGAAUAUAACAGGGCCCGUGCACGGAUAUUUAGCUCUAAUAGUAGUGGUAGCAGUAGUGCUGCAGGGAAAACAGAAAGUGAACUCACAGUGCAAGACAGUGUCCUGCAGUGCUCCUUGGGAUCUAUGAAGUUAGAGGAGAAAUCCAUUGCUGAAGUCCCUGAAGUGAAUCUUGGCAGGAAUUUGGUUGAUUCCACUACAGGUAGCACUAGAUCAAGUAGAAGUAGGACAGAGAAGGAGCCCAUUGGUAGGCACAAGACAAACAGUAGGGUUGCUAUAUUUCGUGAUCGUGAGGUUGAUCGUAAAGAUCCUGACUAUGACAGGAACUAUGAAAGGUAUAUGCAAAGAUUUGAUCCUGGGUUUGGAUUCAAUGGGGGACCAUAUGGCAUGCAACCCAUGUAUACGCCUGCUUUGAACUACAAUACUGAAUUCCCACAGCUCGGAUCAGCACAUAGGCCUCAAAUUUCAGUGGAUCACCAAUCUCGAGCAAUCCCUCAACACUUACGUGGGCCAUGGGUUUCUACAUCUAAUCCUGCUGGAAUUGGUUAUGGUCCACCAGAGACCAUGAUGACCCCAUUCAAUCCCAAUCCUGUUGGUGCACACUCCAGUUCUGCAAUAUAUUUGCAUUCCUCUCAGUACACAGUCCCACGCCCGGGAAUGCCAUAUGUCCAUCCACAUGAACAUGUUCACCAACCUUUUACACAGUCUCACCAGCAGCAACCUGAAGCAAGUUAUGGAUUAGCCCGGCCCCGAUAAGGGGCUUGGGCCAUGCCUGCACUCUGCCAGAAAAGAUCUAGGCUUGAGAAUGGAAAAUGCCACCUUGGCACUUGUUCUCUUUAACUGGCAGGAGUGCAGGCAUAAGAACCUGAGGCUGACUGGGGCAUGCUGUUCAACCUUCUGAACUCAGUCAUAUCCUGCUCCAUCAUUCUCGGUGUUCUUUGGGGGGUACUUCUUGCAUCUUUGAUGAAGAAACCCACCUGGUUUGGCAGUUCUACUGCUUGGUUGAGCUUUGAUGAUGAUGAUAAAUGGAAGAAAAGAAGGAAAGAUGUCCACAGCUGAUAAGCAAAUGCUUAGUUGGGAUUAAGCAAGCUUUGCAGCCAUAAGAACUCGGGAUUAGCAGGUGGUUUGAGUCAGGAAGAUGGCUCUUGAGAUAUUGGCUCGCGAAAGCUAGGGUGCAUAUCUUAACAUGUUUUACAAAAGCUCUGUUUCACUUCCACCAUAUGAAUAGGUUCUUCGUGAAAACAUGAUUGCAGUAUAUCAAAGGAAUCUCUUGGUGUAUGAUAUUUACUUACAUCUGUUACAAAAUUUUUAAACUGCCUGUGUUAUUGUCAACAAUGUCUAUGGUGAAAGUUUUAUGAACUCCAUAUUGGGUAUUUCUAAAAUGGAAGCAAUUGCUUGUGGACUCCCCAGUCCCCAUCGGCAAUUGUGGCUUCUUCCUCUUAA